AUGUGGAAGGAGAUCAAAGAUGACAAAGGUAGGACAUACUAUUACGAUACGGUUAAUAAGAAAUCACAGUGGGAGAGACCCGCUGAAUUAGUGAAACCUGUAACCGCAGACAAGGAGCCAGUUCUUCCCAAGGACUGGAAAUCUGCGAAGACUAAAGAAGGAAAAGUUUAUUAUUAUAACGUAAAGACCAAGAAAUCACAAUGGGACAUACCGAAGGAAACUGAAUCGAAAGUAGAAACGGUAGUGAAGCCAGAAGCAAAGGCCGCUACUGUUGAGAAGAAAGACACGACUAGUGCUGACGACGAUGAAAAUAAGUAUGGAAGUAAAUCUGUUCUUAUGAAAGUUAAAACCACCAGUAAAGAUGAGGCGGAACCUCUUUUCAUGGCGAUGCUCAAGGAGUAUAAUGUCGAUGCUACUUGGUCCUUUAGCAGGAUUAUACAUGAAUUAGCGACCAAGGAUGCCAGAUAUUGGCUUGUGGAUAAUGAUCCAUUAUGGAAACAACAGAUGUUUAAUAAAUAUUUGGAUAAUAGAACCGAAGAACAAUUAUUGAAAGAACAUUCGGAGAUUAAUAAAUUCCAAAAUGCCUUUAAGGAAAUGUUAAAGGGAAAAUCAUCGGAAAUUGACUAUUCUACAACAUGGAAUAAUGCAAAGAGACUCAUAUCGAGUGAACCUAUCUAUAGUCAUUCUGUGGUCAGUGAACAGGAAAAGAAAAAAUGUUACGAUGAAUAUAUUAUGGAGUUACGCCAACAAUACGAACAAGAACAUCAUAAACUCAAAGAACAAGCAUUAAUCGAAUUGAGAGGAUAUUUACAAAGUAUCAUACAUGUUGAUCAAGAUGAAAUUCCUCCAUCAUGGCACACUAUGUGUAAUCAAUAUCUUUUCGAUAAGAAUAAAAGAUACAUGGCCAACAAACAUUUUGUAAUAUUAACUCGUGAGGAUGUUCUUAAGGAAUAUAUUGUACUUGUUCAACAAAUAGAUGCUCGCAUAGUACAAAAUUUACAUCAAAUAGAAAGUGAGAAUUAUUCUAGAGAUAGAUAUGCUCGCGAUAAAUUUAAAGAACUGUUGAAGCAUGGAAUACCAAAUCUUGUGAUCCGUGCCACGACAAAAUGGUCAGACAUAUACCCUUUGAUCAAGGGUGAGAGUGCAUUUUUAAACCUUGUAGGACGUAGGGGCUCUACGCCAAUAGAUUUAUUUCUCGAUUUAGUUGAAGAAAAAUAUAUUAUAGUAUGCGGGUUACGUUCCAUUGGUCAACAGGUACUUAUUGAUACCCAAUUUGAAUGGUCUACUGACGACAACAUCAACACAAAUGGAAUCACUCAGAUAUUGCGACAGAAUGUACAAUUUAAAGAUGUUGAUGAUCUGGAUUUGGAAAUUGUAGUGAAGGAAAUCAUAAAGGCAAGAAAAGAUAUGUUACAAGAACAAAAAGCACAGGAACUGUAUCAUGAGAAACAGUCAAGACAUGCAUUCAAAGAAAUGUUAAUGAACCAUUAUAUACGGAUGAAUUCUACCCCUGCAUCCACAUGGGAAGAAUCACAACAUCUGUUUAAAGGAACUAUGGAGCUAAUGCAGUUGACCGACAAUACAGUAAGGGAAUCUAUCUAUAAUGAGGUACGUCAAAUGAUCAUUGAUCAGAAACCUCAUAAUACAGAGACAACAACCACUAGGGGCAAGAAAAGACCACUCGAACCAACCAUUGCAUUAGACUAUUAA
Molecule: messenger RNA, 1710 nt
Organism: Maudiozyma saulgeensis
Lineage: Eukaryota; Fungi; Ascomycota; Saccharomycetes; Saccharomycetales; Saccharomycetaceae
Source: the annotation of a GenBank genome assembly